AUUUGACUGUAAAUAAUGCAAUGUGUGAUCAAAACAGAGAAAUGAUUUUCAAUUAUAAACACAACUAAUUGUUUGAAUGAAUGAAUGGUUUAAUUGAAUUGCAAUUCAAUUACUAUUGAAAUGUUUCGUUUGCUUUCAUCACUUCCGUCGCGAUUAAGCCAUGAGUGGCAAAAGUGGAUCAGAUAUGGCGACAAUCGGUGGCCAAACGCUCAUCAGUCGUAAUGUGGAGACCAAUGACAUGAUGUGCAAGAGGUCUGUCAUAUACUACAGUCACUCAAAGGGUCGCUUCAAAGACAACAGAGCGGUUGUCAAUCGGUUUUAUCGCCUCAAUUGGGGCGCUUGGAUCAGACCCCGAGCCGGAAGACACAAACACUUGUGGUCCAAACCAUAUCACAUCAAAUGGUGGGCAAAACAGCACGUGUUUUGUACGGACGAGCAGAACAAAGUGUUGGAUCAGAUGGUGGGCGCCUACUAUAAGAGGCCCACGUAUUUCGUCGACGAUCCCUACGAACCCUAUCAGAAGAGACACGACUUUGCUUUCGUACCGCUCGGCAAAGACUCAGUCACUACUAGUUAUAUAAAUACUUUAUAUGAAUAUAAAUCUAAUAAAUAGUCGUUAAAUAGUUAUCCGGUAUUUCAUAUGACAUUUGUUUUGCUAAAUGUGAACACAUUACUAGACUAUGGUAUAUGAGUUGUAAUAAUGAUUACGGUAUUUGAUGUCAAUUUGAUUGAAC
Molecule: messenger RNA, 734 nt
Organism: Medioppia subpectinata
Lineage: Eukaryota; Metazoa; Arthropoda; Arachnida; Sarcoptiformes; Oppiidae
Source: the annotation of a GenBank genome assembly